CCUAAAUGAAAACAAAUGGCAAAUGAAUGUCACAUUUAAUUGCGAUUAUAAUUAGCUUUUAAUCCGUUAUUUAAUCGCCAAAUACACGCUAAGCAAUGGAAAUAUACAAAACGAUCCCGAUCAUGAAGAAUUUGCCCCUGGUCAUUGAGUGCAUAUGCGCUUUCGACGACUACAUAAUCAUUGGCACUAAGCAGGGUCACCUACUCAUGUAUAAACUCGAGAUCAAAUACAACCAAAUGAAUGAAAUCAAACCAGAGAUCCAUUUGUUGCGCUCAAACAAGGCGUUCGCUAAGAAGCCCAUCGUUCAGAUCGAAGCGGUUCCCGACCUCCGCAUACUUGUGUCCCUAUCGGACAACGUGGUCAGUGUCCACAACUUGGAUCAGAUGACGUUCCCACUGAUCACGUGUGUGACCAAAACGAGGGGCGCCUCCCUAUUCGUGCUGGACGUCCAACGGCAGCGAACCCUUACGGGUGAACACCAGUGCACUCUCCGGAUGUGUGUUGUCGUCAAAUAUCACUUACAGCUCUUCUACUGGAAGAAUAACGACUUUCACGAGUUGUCGGCCGACCUAAAAGUGCCGGAUCUGCCGAAAACGAUCGCCUGGUGCUCGCAGUCCCUGUGCGUAGGCUUCCGGUCGGACUACUCGCUCAUCAAAGUGGUGACCGGAGAGCCCAAAGAGCUGUUCCCGACGGGUGACAAACCGGAGCCAUCGGUGGUGCUGUUGGAGGGCAACCGACUGGCGCUCGGAAGGGACGGCAAGACGUAUAUCAUGAACGCCGAGGGCUCGCCGGUACUCAACUACCCGAUCACGUGGUCGGACACACCCCUCAGUCUGGUGGACGACUCGCCCUAUUUGGUGGCCGUAUUGCCCAACAAUGUCGUGGAACUGUUGACAGUGGAGCCCAAAGUGGACAUUCAGAGGGAGGACUUGUCGGACAAGUUGACCACAAAUCGCAUAAAACUGAUCGUCAAGUGCGCCAACAAGAGGGGGCACCUCCUCCUCGCGUCAGCCAAUGACGUAUUUUGUAUGAUACGAGUGCCGCCCGAACAGCAGAUCUACAAACUGAUGGCUGAACACCACUUCGAGUUGGCCCUACAGGUGGCCGACAUGUGGACCGACAGCUCGGAGUAUGAGGUGAUCGGUGGCGACGAGGGGUUGGCCCCCGCGGGCGGCGCCGGUAUCACCAAAAAGGAGCAAAUGAUGGCUAAGAUCAAGAAUAUGCACGCAUUUGACUUGUUCUGUAAGAAGCAGUACAAGGAGGCGCUCCUACUGUUCCUCAAGUUGGGUACCGACCCGUCGCAAGUGAUCGGUCUGUUCCCGGACCUCCUGCCCGACGACUUCCGCAACAAACUCGAGUACCCGUCGAAACCGCCGGCGCUCGUGGGCCACGACCUCGAGACGGGACUGUUCUGUCUCAUCGACUAUCUGCUGGAAGUGCGUCGAAAUCUGGCCAACGAUAAGUCGGUCCACAACAGCGCCAUUACCUCAUCUACCGGUAGCGCCGGUAGUAGUGAUAACAGUGCCGUCGUCGAUGGCAACGCCUCAGCCAAAGCCAAGUAUCAGCUCAAGAGUAUCAUCGACACCACGCUCUUGAAGUGCUACCUGCAGACCAACGACGCACUGGUAGCCCCGUUGCUACGGCUGCCGGACAACCGGUGCCACUUGGAGGAGGUGGAGAAGGCCCUCAAGAAGCACCACAAGUAUAAUGAGCUGAUUAUCCUCUACCAGAACAAGGGUCUGCAUAAGAAUGCGUUGGAUCUGCUGUACAAACAGAGCCGCAAACAGGACUCGCCGCUGGCCGGGUAUAAGCGAACGGUGCAGUACUUGCAGCACAUGGGCGCCGAGCACCUGGAGCUCAUAUUCGAGUACAGUGGGUGGGUGUUGAAGCAGCACCCGGAGGAGGGCGUCAAGAUAUUCACCGAUGACAUGGCGUCCGACACGGAGCUACUGCCCCGACAUGAGGUGAUGCUGUUCCUGCAGCAGACAAAUGGCGAUCUACUGAUCCCCUACUUGGAGCACGUGAUACACGUGUGGAACGACACCACACCGGCCUUUCACAACACCCUGAUUCACAAGUAUAGGGAACGCGUGAGGAUACUGUUGACCGACUAUAAGAGUACCUGCGCUGAGGGCGACGAGAGUGUAGGCGCCGGUGAGGAGCCGGGAGAGUUGGGUGACCUGAGGCGCAAACUGUUGACGUUUUUGGAUGAGUCCGACCACUACUCGACCGAAACGCUGCCGACGUAUCUGUUGAAUGACGGGUUGUUUGAGGAGAGGGCUGUCGUUAUGGGAAAGAUUGGUAACCAUAAGGAGGCGCUCGUCAUAUACGUCCAUAUGCUUCACGACACGCAACGCGCCGAACAGUACUGUCAGCGGAUGUACGACAAGGGGUUGGACGCCAAUAAAGACGUAUUCCUCACACUCUUAGAUCUGUAUCUAUCGGUGCCACCGCUGAUGCCGUCGAAAGUGGCGGCGAACCCAUCGCUCAGCAAACUGGAGGCCAAUAUCCAUGUUAGGGGAACCGGACUUUAUGUGCACUUUUUCCGAUGCCUUUUGAAAACGGUAUUCCUCACACUCUUAGAUCUGUAUCUAUCGGUGCCACCGCUGAUGCCGUCGAAAGUGGCGGCGAACCCAUCGCUCAGCAAACUGGAGGCCAAUAUCCAGUCGGCGAUCCAGUUGUUGACCAAACACUCGACUAAAAUCAAUGCCUUGAGUGUCGUGAAGCUGCUGCCGGCGAGCGUACCGGUGCUGGCGAUCGAGGAGUUUCUGCAGUCGACCACUAAUCACCUGCUGAUGGAACGCCACUCGAAGCAGAUCUUCCGCAACCUAUUGCUGGCACAGCACCUGCAGGUACAGCAGCAACGGAUCCGUUUGCAACAGAAUAAGCUGGUGGUCGACGAACACGACUCGUGUCGGGUGUGCCAUAAGAGGAUCGGCUUAAGUGUAUUCGUACGGUUCACUAAUCGAGAUUUGGUUCACAUUGGCUGCAGAGAUAGGUAUACAUCAAAAGAGCUCCGACACCUCGCAUCGUAGCCGUGUUUUAGUGUUAGGAGUAGAUUAUUAUCUCGUGUUUUGUGUUUUGUUUUUUUUAAUGAAAUCAAUUUUUUACGACUAUUUAUUAAAUUUUAUUAUUUUUUCGGUUAAAACUUUAUUAAAAACUCAUAAAAUAUAUACUAUUUUUUUCGCUGCC
Messenger RNA from Oppiella nova, 3192 nucleotides. Lineage: Eukaryota; Metazoa; Arthropoda; Arachnida; Sarcoptiformes; Oppiidae. The record is from the annotation of a GenBank genome assembly.